UAACAAUAAUUACAAAUCUCAAUUUAGUUUUGAAAGAAAAAUGGAAACUGAUGAAUCCAUUAAAUGGGCUAUCGAUCUACUAACACCCGACGAGACGUAUAAAGAAAAUCUGAUCUCCAAAUAUUACCAUUACAUAACUUUGAUCCCAGCAUGUCUUGGUGGUACAGUAUAUAUGAAUUGGCUUCAAAACAGACCUUAUUUUGCAAGUAUACAUAGAUACGGAGUAGCAUUAAUAAUUGGAAUAGCUGCGGCAAAUAUAACAAAAAGAUACAAAACACACUCUGAAUCAAAAAGAGAUUCAAUUUUGCGUCAGUACAUCAAGCUUCAUCCAGAAGAUUUCCAACGCCCCGAACGAAAAACAUUCGGUGAAGUGUUUGACGAAUGGAUUCCUUGCCGAUAAAACUUUCAUAGUGAUUUAAAUAGACUAUUUUUAAAAGUUCAUAAAUAUAAAAAUGCCUAUAUUAUAAUGAAUACCAUAUUUAUAAUU
Molecule: messenger RNA, 487 nt
Organism: Ceratosolen solmsi marchali
Lineage: Eukaryota; Metazoa; Arthropoda; Insecta; Hymenoptera; Agaonidae
Gene: ND-B14.5B
Product: NADH dehydrogenase (ubiquinone) B14.5 B subunit
Exons: 3
Coding region: 41-400 (119 amino acids)
Biological process (GO): mitochondrial electron transport, NADH to ubiquinone
Cellular component (GO): mitochondrial inner membrane; respiratory chain complex I
Source: RefSeq, a predicted model, not a curated record